ACAGCCACUGCCGCUGGCGCCGCUCCUCCUCCGUGUCAGUUGUUGGGCUGUAAUGGCGACUGGGCCGCCGCUGCCGAAGUGACUCCCGGGCAGGGGAGCGGGGCCACACCUGCGCCAGAGGGAACUGCAGAGAGCCGCAGCUCCGGCGGCGGCUCGCUGUGGGGGAGGGGAGGCAGCCUCUCCGCCUCUUCUUCCUUCUCUGCAGACCGGCGGGUCCCGGGAGCCGGUGCGGAGCGGGCACCCGGUAAAUUGGCAGGAUGAGGAGCAGCAAAUCAAAAGAGGUGCCUUUACCAAAUUCAAGGAACUUUCAAAACAAGGAGACUGUUCAAGACAUAACCACACCAUGGGAUGCACUUUCGCAGACCAAGGCUGCUCUGAGACACAUUGAAAACAAAUUAGAAGUAACUCCUACAAGUACAGCUGUGUUUGAUUCUGUCAUGGAUGCCAAGAAACCUUCUUCAAGUGCUACCCGAAAAAUAAGUAGAAAAGAUGGUAGAUACCUGGAUGAUUCUUGGAUUAAUGCAUCAACUUCCAAAUCUGCCAAAUCACGUAAAGAAAAAUCUCGUAGUCCUCUCAGAGCUACCACCCUAGAGAGUAAUGUAAAGAAGAAUAAUCGUGUGGAAUUUCGUGAACCUUUGGUUUCUUACAGGGAAAUCCAUGGCACACCAUCUAGCAUAAGUCCCAGCCACGUAGAGUCAAAGCCUGUAUAUUGUAUGGAUGUUGAUGAAGAAAAAGCCGAGAGUGGGAAUCCAUUGAUAUGCAAUCGAGAAGAACGGAAUAUACGUUGCUAUGAUUUUGAGAGCUCUCAAUCAUCUGUCAAUGACACAGUUGUUAGAUUUUUAAAUGAUCGACCAGCAAUUGAUGCAUUGCAAAAUUCUGAAUGUUUAAUUAAAAUGGCUGCUCCUAUGAGAACUGAAGAAGAAAAGCCCAACAGAACAAAAGGAAAUGAGAACAUUCUGAAGGCUUCUGUGAGUAACAUGGGUAACGACAUUGAUCCAAAAGUGUUACGGCUCACUGACUCUUCUCCAUCCUCUACUAGUACUUCAAAUUCCCAAAGAUUAGAUAUCUUAAAGAGGCGGCAACAUGAUGCAAAACUGGAAAAACUCAAGGAGCGGAUUAGAAAACAGUGGGAACACUCAGAGGAAACAAAUGGCCGGGGCCAGAACCUGGGUCAUCUUAAUCACCCAGUAAUGGUUGUUAAUGUUGAUAGCUCAGUGACAGCAAAAGUCAGGAAAGUGGCAGCAGCACCACCUGCUCCAAUGUAUAAAGGCUUCAAUCCUUCAGAGACCAAGAUUCGAACACCUGAUGGCAAAGUGUGGCAGGAGGCUGAGUUUCAAAACAUGAGUAGAGAAAUUUAUCGAGACCUAGCACUUCACUUUGCAGAUGAUGUCUCUGUGAAAGAAAAACCUGCUGAAAAAAAUAGAGAGAAAAAAGUGGUCAAACCUGUAAGAAAAGUCCAAAAGGUAGCACAUUUAUCAAGUCCAGAUUGUAAAACAGGUAGCAGUCAUUUGAUAAGUACAUCUUCUUGGCGAGAUGGACAAAAAUUAGUAAAGAAGAUUCUGGGACCUGCACCCAGGAUGGAGCAAAAAGAGCCAAGAACAGCAUCUAGUGACAGAAGUGGAAGAGAAAGAACUACUAAAUCUGGGUGUCAUAUUGGAAGAGCAGAAUCUGAUCCCAGGUUGGAUGUUUCACAUAGACAUCUUCCACGGAGCUCAGAACGUUCAAGAAGUAGAGCUCGAUCUGAAAGUAAUGUAAAGAAAUCAGCUACAUCUCUUCCGGAUAAUAAACAGGAGGAAAACACUGCCUUAAAUAAGGACUUUUUGCCGGAUGAAAUUCGCGGAAUUCUUGAUGACCUACAGCUAGAUUCUGCAGCUCAGGCUGCAAGGCAGGAGACAGGGGAGGUAGAGAAUCAGAAGUCAUCAGCACCAGUACAAGCCGCUAGGAGUCAUAGCCCAAUAAAAAGAAAACCUGACAAAAUAACAGCUAACGAAGAUCCCCCUGUUAUUUCCAAAAAGCGCCACUAUGACACAGAUGAGGUACGUCAGUACAUUGUUAGACAACAGGAGGAAAGAAAGAGGAAGCAAAACGAAGAGAAGAAGGCCCAAAAGGAGGCUACAGAGCAGAAGAAUAAACGAUUACAGGAACUCUACCGGAAACAGAAAGAAGCCUUUACUAAAGUAAAAAAUGUGCCCCCUGAACCAUCAGCUACUAGGCGACUGCAGGAGACUUACUCCAAAUUGCUACUAGAAAAGACCUUGCUUGAAGAGCCAACUCAUCAACAUGUUACGCAGGAAGCACAGAUCAGACCAGGGUAUCAGCCAUCUGGAGAAUCUGACAAAGAAAACAAAGUGCAGGAACGACCCCCUAGUGCAUCUUCCAGUAGUGACAUGUCUCUUUCAGAACCUCCACAGCCUCUUGCAAGAAGGGACUUGAUGGAACCUACAUGGAUACAACCUGAUAGAUUGAGCCCACGAGUCCACAAUCCUCAACCACAGUCUCAUGUUGGAACAGCUGGAAAUUUACUCUCCCAUCUCUUGAGUCUAGAGCAUGUAGGAAUUUUGCAUAAGGAUUUUGAAUCUCUUUUACCAACCAGGAAGAAUCAUAAUAUGGCUUCAGGACCAUUAACUUUUACACCUCAACCAUAUCUAACCUCACCAGCUGCUCAUCCAGGUGCCUUGCUAAAACCUAGUGCCAGCCAAUAUAAGAGUAAACUGGAUCGUAUUGAAGCCUUGAAAGCAACAGCUGCUUCUUUGUCCAGCAGGAUUGAAAGUGAAGCAAAGAAAUUAGCUGGGGCCAACAUUAAUUAUGGGUCAGUGUGGAAUUCUGAGUAUGACGUGCAGCAAACACCCCAAGAAAAUGGGCCUUGGACCAAGUCUAUAAGUCCACCUGUGAAAGAGGAUACUGAAGAUGUUUUCUCUGCCCGAAUUCAAAAGAUGCUGGGAACCUGUGUAUCUCAUGCUACUUUUGAUGAUGAUCUUCCUGGUGUAGGCAACCUUAGUGAAUUUAAAAAGCUUCCUGAGAUGAUAAGACCUCACAGUGCCAUAUCAAGCUUAAGAAUAAGAUCUCCUGCUCCCAAAUCAGAAGGACUGCUAGCACAGUUGUGUAAGAGACAGACUGAUUCUUCUGGCUCUGAUAUGCAAGUUUGUUCUAAAGACAAAGCCAAAAGGUCUCUUGGUUCUAGCACAGAUUCAGUCAGUGAAGGGCUUCUUCUUAGUGAGGGGAGUUUCUCUGAAGAAGAAGGAGGUCAAGAUGGACGACCUCCUUUGAAGGUAGUGGAAGUCUUAAAAGAAAAAGAAUUUUGUGCUGGAGAAAGAAAUACUUAUGAACCCAUUAAGGAGUUUCAGAAGGAAGCCGAAAAAUUUUUACCACUUUUUGGGCACAUAGGUGGUACGCAAAGCAAAGGACCAUGGGAAGAAUUGGCAAAGGGAAGUCCACAUAGUGUUAUUAAUAUUUUUACAAAAUCAUAUCAGCUAUAUGGAAAAGGGUUUGAAGACAGGUUGGAAAGAGGAACAUCACCAUCGCGGCCUGUGAAUGCCAUCACAACCCCUUUAAGCAGUGUUUCAUAUGAAGAUGAUUUUGUUUCCUCUUCAGGGAGUGGGGCGUUGACAGAAAAAAAAUCAGCUCUUGAACCUAAUUCUAGUGGUAGCAGUUUAGGCAUUCAAGAGGACCUGUCUAACAGAAAGUCUGCCUAUGAGCUUUCCUCUGUGGAUGUUACUUCCCAGCAUUCAUCGGGGGCCCACUCUGCUGCAUCGUCUCAUUCAUCUGCUUCUUCUAAAGGAAAGAAAGGAAAAAAGGAGAAAAUAGAAUGGCUAGAUUCACUCACUGGAAAUGUUCAGAAUUCACUUCUUGAUGAGGAAAAAGUACUCUCUAGUUCAGAACGUGGCUCUCAUCAGGGAAAGAAAUCUGGAACCAGUAACAGAGUUUCUGUUAAAGAUUAUGAGCAGACUCUUGACACCGAUAGCACUUUGGAGGAUCUUUCUGGGCAUUCUGUGAGUGUCUCGUCAGACAAGGGAAGAUCUCAGAAAACUCCAGCUUCUCCCCUUUCUCCAAGUUCUCAGAAAUUGUUGCAGUUUGACCUUCCAGGAACUUCGUUAGAAAGAUCUAAAUCGUCAGUAAUAAUUCCUUCAGCUACAACAGGAUUUAAGCCUAAUGCUGAUUUCACUGAUCUGCCUGCCAGCAGAACUACAGAUAUGACUUCAACUCCAGGUUCUAAACGCUUUUCUCCUGCUGGCCUCCAGCAUCGAAUGGCCGCCGAACUCAAUUACUUGAGUGCCAUUGAGGAGUCGGUGCGUCAGCUGUCAGAUGUAGAAAGAGUUAGGGGGAUUUCUCUUGCUCAGCAGGAGAGUGUGUCCCUGGCUCAGAUCAUAAAGGCACAACAGCAACGUCAUGAAAGAGACUUGGCCCUUUUCAAAUUAAAAGCUGAACAAGAGGCUCUGGAGUGUCAGAGACAAUUAGAAGAAACUCGAAACAAAGCAGCUCAGGUCCAUGCGGAAUCAUUACAGCAGGUUGUUAAAUCACAACGGGAAGUAACUGAAGUCCUGCAGGAAGCAACUUGUAAAAUAGCCACUCAGCAAACAGAGACUGCUCGCCUCACCACAGAUGCAGCACGCCAAAUCUGUGAAAUGGCAGAGUUGACUCGAACUCAUAUCUCAGAUGCCAUCACUGCUUCAGGAGCUCCCCUAGCAACACUAUAUGACCACCAGAGGCAACACACUUCAGUCUUCAUGAAACAACUGAGGACCAGAACUGAAACAGAUAGGAAAAGUCAGUCUGUUUCCUUCUCUCAGAGUAAAGAAGGGACUCUUGACUCCAAGCAUCAGAAGUAUUCCCCUUCAUAUGAUAGUUAUUCUGAAUCUUCAAGAUACAAAAAUCAUGACAGAAGUAGUGGUAGCAGCCGUCAAGAAAGUCCUUCAGUUCUAUCUAAGGAAAAUGAGAAGAAACUUCAUGGUGAAAAGCUGGAGAGUUCUAUUGACGAGCAAGUACAGACUGCUGCAGACGAUUCUCUACGAAGUGAUAGUGCACCAUCUCUUCCUGAUGAGAAAGAUUCAACUUCUAUUGCAACAGAAUAUUCUCUGAAAUUUGAUGAAUCCAUGACAGAAGAUGAAAUAGAAGAAAAAUCAUUUCGAUCUUUAUUACCUUCUGAGAGUCAUCGCCGAUUUAACAUGGAAAAGAAAAGAGGCCAUCAUGAUGACUCUGAUGAAGAAAUUUCCCCAGAAAAGUCUACACUGUCUUCUGCCAAGGAGUUGAGCAUGCCAUUCUCAGGAGGACAAGAUAGCUUUUCUAAAUUUACCAUGGAGAUGGUUCGACAGUAUAUGAAAGAGGAAGAAAUGAGAGCAGCUCACCAGUCUUCACUCUUGCGUCUCCGUGAAAAGGCCUUGAAGGAGAAAACAAAGGCUGAAUUAGCCUGGCUAGAGCAUCAGAAAAAGCAUCUACGAGACAAAGGAGAAGAUGAUAAAAUGCCCCCUCUCAGGAAGAAACAGCGGGGUUUGCUCUUAAGAUUGCAGCAAGAAAAGGCAGAAAUUAAACGUCUUCAAGAAGCAAAUAAAGCAGCUCGUAAGGAAAGACAAUUGAUUCUUAAACAGCAGGAGGAGAUAGAAAGGAUCCGACAGACAACCAUAAAACUACAGGAGAAGUUAAAGUCUGCAGGGGAGAAUAAAUUGGACUCUCAUAGUGAGGAUGAUACAAAGGAUAAUAAAGCAACUAGUCCUGGUCCAACUGAUUUGGAGACCCGCAGUCCUUCCCCCAUUUCAAUAUCCAGCAGUGAAACUAGCAGCAUUAUGCAAAAACUGAAGAAAAUGAGAAGCCGCAUGGAUGAAAAGUUUCUGACAAAGCGAGAACAAAAAUUAAUGCAACGGCGACAACAUGCAGAGGAGUUACUGGAGUGGAAACGACGUUUAGAUGCAGAGGAAGCAGAAAUUCGUCAAAUGGAAAAACAAGCUUUGGCUGCCUGGGAUAAAGAAUUAAUAAAAUCUAAAACUCCUAAGAAAGAACCGGAGAAACAGAGAACAGAACAAAAAGAAAUAGUGAGUGAAGAGGAAUCUCCCUUACCUUCCUACUCUCAUCUACACAGUGAAAGUUCUAUUCCAGAAGAGUUGGGCAGCCCUGCUGUUGAAUACAUACCAUCUGAGUCCAUAGUUCAGGAACAGCAGGGGAGUCCAGAUCAUAGUUUACUUACUGAAGAAAUGGUUUUUUCACAAGAACUAGAAUCUUCUACCUCUCCUAGUAAACAAUCACCUCCCAAAAGCUGCACACCUGUGUCAAAGCAGGAGUCUAGCAAAGGAAGUCAUAGGAGUGGAGGACAAUGUCGUCUACCUAUCAAAUCCCACCAGCACUGUCACAGUUGGUCAGAUGAGUCAUUAUCUAUGACACAGUCAGAAACUACAUCUGACCAGAGUGACAUCGAAGGUAGGAUAAGAGCCUUGAAGGAUGAGCUGAGGAAAAGAAAAUCAGUUGUGGACCAGUUGAAGAAGGAACAGAAAAAGAGACAGAAGGAAAGACUAAAAGCCCAAGAAGCUAGUCUGAUCAAACAGUUAGAGUCAUAUGACGAAUUCAUUAAGAAAACUGAAGCCGAACUUAACCGAGAUUUGGAAGCAUCACCAACAGCCAAGCCUCAAAUUAAAACGUUCUCCUCAGCUUCUGAAAAGCCCAAGAUCAAGCCCCUUCCACUACACAGAUCUGAAACGGCAAAAAAUUGGAAAUCACUAACAGAAUCAGAACGUUCUAGAGGAUCCCUAGAGUCUAUUGCUGAACAUGUUGAUGCUGCAUUGGCAGGUUCUGAGAGAUCAAUAUCAGAAAGAUCUUUGUCUGCGUAUACAAAGAGAGUGGAUGAAUUGGACAGUCAGACAGAAGAGCAUUUUCAGACUUCAUCUCCAAUUCUUAGACCAAGGAAAACCAGAGCAGAAUCUGGAGAUUAUCUAGAAAAUGUGCCUUCAUUACCUCUUCUCAAAGAAUAUAGUGUCCCAAAUAGAAUUCUGGAUAUGUCAGAUGCCAAGGUUGAAGAAUCCAGUCAAAAAUCAGAACUACAAGAAGUAGGAUAUACAAAAUUGGAAAAGAGUGUGAUUGAAGAUGCCUAUUCUAAACAAUCUAGAAAGUCUGAUGUCUUACUGAAACUGGAUCUGGAGCAGGGAGAUUCAUCCGAAAUUUUUUCAAAAAGUCUUUCUUUAGAUUCUGUAAAUGUUCAGAAAGACUUAGUUAGGUUAGCUAUUGAAACUCUUCAUAAAAAUGAGUUGAAAGAUAGACAGUCAAAUCAAGACAUGGAUCAUAGUCCAAACGUCAAAUCAGAAAAAGACAUUCAUGAACAAAAGAACAUAAAGGAAAGGGACUCUCUUCUGUCAGAUCAUCUUUUUCCUCCUAAAGAUAUAUCAUACUCUGAAGAUUUUGAAGUGUCUUCUCUCAAGAAAGAAAUUUCAGCUGAAUUGUACAAAGAUGACUUUGACAUGUCAUCUUUGUUGUCACUAAGGAAAGACUCUCAGUCUUGCAGAGAUAAGUCACAGGGAACAAGGAGCUUUAGAAGUAGAGCCACUAGCUUUGGUAGUGAUGAUGAAAUCAGUGAGUGCCUCAGUGAGAAAAGCUUUUCUGUUCAUAACAGUGUUCACUCUGAAAGGCUACUAGAACUCAAGUCCCCUACUGAGCUGAUGAAAAGUAAGGAGCGUAGUGACGUAGAGCAUGAACAGGGAAUUAUUGAAUCAUCCUCCCUGACUUCAGUUUCUAUUGCAGAUGAGUUGCUUGGUUUCCACAUUGGUGAUAGGGUAUUAAUUGGCAAUGUUCAACCAGGAACUCUUCGAUUCAAAGGUGUGACUAGUUUUGCUAAAGGAUUUUGGGCUGGAGUGGAGUUGGAUAAACCUGAAGGGAAUAACAAUGGAACAUAUGAUGGCAUUGUAUACUUUGUGUGCAAAGAGAAGCAUGGCAUUUUUGCUCCUCCUCAAAAAAUAUCUCACAUUCCAGAAAACUUUGAUGACUAUGUAGACAUAAAUGAAGACGAAGACUCUUAUUCAGAUGAGCGAUAUCAAUACUUUAAUCAAGAACAAAAAGAUGAAGAAGGACCCAAAUUUGAUAAAGAAAAGAAUGCAAUUGAAUAUUUUCAUGAGAAAUCUCCACCUAGUAUGCAUAAUAGAGAAACCUCAGUUGAUAGAAGCCUUAAAAUAGAAGCUGACAAUAUACAGGACAUUUCUGGCAUACUUGAAGCCCAUGUUCACCAGCAGUCUUCAGUGGAUUCACUGAUUUCUUCAAAGGAAAACAAAAACCUUGUUUCUGGUGCCACAGAAAAAGUUUCCAUUGCUUUAGAAGAUGAUACUUUAGAUAAUACGUUUUCUGAAGAAUUGAAGCAGCAACAGCAAUUUACAGAAAAGGAAGAGAACCUAUAUCCCGAAGUUUCAGUAAAACUUUCUACCCCACUUCUGGACCUUUUAACCAGAGAAAAGAACCAACUGGAAGCCCAACUGUGUGAGGAAAAGAAGUCAAAGCAACAAAUGGAAACUGUCACCUUACUAACAGACAAUUUACUAAAAGCCUUUGUAAAGGAUACAGUCAAUCAACUACAACAAAUCAAGAAAUCUAGGAAUGAAAAAAUCUGGCUUAGCAAUCAUGAGCUUCUUGAUGAUGAUAAAGAGAAAGUGCCAUCCCAAGACCUGUCCCAAAAUAUAGAGGAACAGUCACCAAGUGUUCUAGAUUGCUUCUUAAGGUCUGAAUUGGAAGACGAGAAAGAAGAGAUGUCCUCACCAGACAUGUGUCCCAGACCUGAGAGUCCAGUAUUUGGUGCCAGUGGGCAAGAAGAGCUUGCUAAGAGACUUGCAGAACUUGAAAUUAGCCGGGAGUUCCUGAGUGCACUAGGAGAUGAUCAAGACUGGUUUGAUGAAGACUUUGGUUUGAGCUCUUCCCACAAGAUCCAAAAAAAUAAGGCAGAAGAAACAAUUGUUCCUCUCAUGGCAGAACCUAAAAGAGUUCCCCAAAAGCCAUGUGAAACAUUAUUGGCAGUUCCGCAUACUGCAGAAGAAGUAGAAAUACUUGUACAUAAUGCAGCAGAAGAACUUUGGAAAUGGAAAGAAUUAGGUCAUGAUGUUCAUAGCAUCAGUAUCCCUACAAAACUAGUUGGCUGUGCCAGUAAAGGUCUAGAUAUAGAAAGCACUAGUAAGAGGGUUUACAAACAGGCGGUUUUUGAUUUAACAAAAGAGAUUUUUGAGGAAAUAUUUGCUGAGGAUCCCAACUUGAAUCAACCUGUCUGGAUGAAGCCAUGUAGAAUCAACUCUAGUUAUUUCCGACGUGUGAAAGAUCCGAACAAUCUUGAUGAAAUAAAGACCUUCUUAGCAACUGAAGUACUCAAGUUGUUUAGUCUUAAGAAGGAAACUAACCACAAAACAGAUUGGCAGAAAAUGAUGAAAUUUGGAAGAAAGAAACGAGACCGAGUAGACCAUAUCCUGGUACAGGAGCUCCACGAAGAGGAGGCCCAGUGGGUGAACUAUGAUGAGGAUGAGUUGUGUGUAAAGAUGCAGCUAGCUGAUGGGAUCUUUGAGACCUUGAUCAGAGAUACUAUUGAUGUUCUCAAUCAGAUCAGUGAAAAACAGGGGAGAAUGCUACUUGUGUGACAUCUUGCAAAUAAAUCGAACACUGAGUGCUAACAUGAGUCCUGGGCCUUUCUGCCUCCUGCUAAACACCCCAUCUCCAUCAUAGCAAGAGUGCUUCCGGACCUUCCUGUUCUGAAAGACUGCUGGUUUGGAGUGAGUGGGACAAAGCGGUGUAUCUGGUAUUGCAGCCUUUGUCUUUAGAGACUGUCCACCGGAUUAAUUGGUUAUUUUCAGUGGGCAGGGUUGACUCCUGAUACUGACACAGAGUAUAAUCCUACAUCUCUUGUUACAUCCCUACUGGGUCUCAGAUGAGGGCUGGAAACACCAGACUUACCUCUUAGCUUAGACCUAGGGUAUCACUUCCUGGAGUCUGAAGUCGGGAAGAAAGGUAAUAUAGAUGCAUCAUACCAUUUUUGAAGAGUAAUCCUGGUCAGUACCAUGAAAGUCAUAAAUGGACAUUAUCAUCUCCAAACAGUAUUAAACCUUUCACCACCUCUAAAUAGGCAAGUCUAAGAAUGUGGGCCUAUUUCACAUUCUGGAGCUCACGUAGUUUCUCUUUGGAAGACAUUUUCUCCAUCACUGCAGUUGAGCAGCACCAAGUGGAUGGACUAUCAACACAAGUCGAUGGUAGCCUUGCUUUCUGAGCACCAUCUAAAGAAUUUUAAACCUAUGGUUAUUUUUAGUUCUCUCGAAAUGGUGGACAUGAAAACAAAGAAAUGCCCCCACCGAAGAAUGGGCUCCAGGACUGAUGCAGGGCUGGUCUGCCACCCCUUGUUGUACCCCCGCACUUUUCUUACUCCUGAACCUCUACCAGCUGCUCCCAGAUCCCAGAUCCUCAGGACCACCUCAGGCAUCCAGGCAUGGCAGAAGUGGAAAUAAUUUGUUUUGGCCUUCAAACUUUCAACUCCCAUCUCUCCCCAAGAAGUCAGACGCUGUUACUUGAAUGAUUUAGGAAAUGAGUGUGUGCACCAAAGACAAAAAAAUUGUCCAUUGUUUGUGUGCUUGUUUUGUGCUACGGAACAUUUUUUAAUUUAUUUUAAGAUAAAUUAUUGAAAAUAUGUGUCCCUAUUCAGAAGUGAAAGAUUCUUCUUGUAAUAGUUAAAACUUUUGUCUUGAAGCUUCUGUGGUUCGUAGCCUUUGCACAGGACCCUAUGGUUUUAACAAACCCAUACACAUAUCGAAGAAGGCAGUUUAAUUCAGUGAAAAGAAGAUGAGCUUUUCCAAGAUCACCUGCAGUGGGAGAAAUGAUUUAAAGACAUUGUCAAGUUUGAUUCUGCCUCUCUUGCAGCAUAGCUUCUCACAACUAUUUACCUGAAUCUGGGGGGAAAAAAAAAAAAAAGACUCCUGCUGCUAUGUGAGAGCAUGCGUGGCGCUCUUCCAGGACAUCAUCAGUGCCCUGCCUUUUUGACUGGUUUCCCUUAAUCAGUCAUGUCCUUCAAGUAAUCCAGAAGAAUGUGGAUAUCUUAGGCGUGAAUGUAAAUGCCUUAAUAUUGAAGGUCCUGAUUAGAAGCAUGAUAUAAGACAUCCACUGGAUUCAUAUUACAAAUAUCCUGGAAUGUUAUAGCUUCAAAAUAAGUUAGAAAAAUACCCCAAAGACGGUAUAAUCUUUUAAGUGUGCAUGUUCGUUCAUUUCUGCAUCUUUCCUCCAAAUAUGCCUUUGCAGCUCAAAUGUUUCACUAUGCACACUUCCACUCCUCUUUGCUUUUGUCUUGUCAUUAUGAGAAACUUAUUAAAAUAAUCAUUGGAAUUUUGCAUUUUGCACAAGGACUGGUGUGAUAGCUCUUGAUCAAUAAGGAAAGCACUGAACUAUUGUGAUUGGGUCUCGGGAAAUGCUUGGCUUGAUGUAUCGCCAGCAUUUCUUGUAGGCUUUUGAUGUGGAGCUCUAGUCACGUAGCCAUAAUAAGCAAACUGACUGAGAGCAGCUAGGGUUUCUUGGGGUUAUUAACCAGUAGUGUGGAGAUACUAUUUUCAUAUGGCCAAGGAAAAGCAAAGGAAUUUUUUUCCAGUUUGUGUUAUUUGGAAGACAGAAAAUCAUCUACAUCAUUUGGUUGUUUGUAGGAUUACAUUGUCCUUAAAUACUAAAACUUUACAGCUGCUGUAAAUUUUUUAUAAACAAUAUGAAAAUAAUGCUAUAGGAAUAUAGGUUGUUUUUCUACAUCCUUAUUAUUUGAAUCUAAAUCAGUUUUUAACAACAAAGUUUAUCUUUACUCUUUAUGACAUGGUUCCAGGAAAGGAAAAAAAGGAAUUUAAGUCCAUGAAUCAGCAGUCUGGACUUAGAGUACUCUGGUAAGAGCGCUGCCAGGAACGUGGCUGUCACAGUUCUAACCUUCCCAGCCUUUGUUACUAUCUUGAGAAUCUUGGGUUCCAGAUGUGAGGCAGGAUUAGAUCAGUCUUACUUCUUACUAGAAAUGGUUAUCCGUCAUCUGGUAGCAGAAAACAAGGUAUCUAUAAUUAGCCGAAUUAACCAUUUGAACAUAAAGGAAAAUGGGUUUGUUGUUAGGAUUAGGGGUGAUAAAUGCGGAUACUUAGCCACUUGUUCCUUAUCGGGAUCUUUUUAAUCAAGCUCUGCCUCUUAACCAAGAAUCUAAAUAUUUCCCCUUUCUAAUCUUUGUUCCUUUUCCCCACACUCCCAUCCUCUUUCACUCUUUCUUCAUAACUCCUCUAAGAAAAAGAUCUUUGCAUCAGCAGUAAUAUCUUUUAGAAUAGCACUAUCAGAAUUUAGUAGUAAACCAACAUGUAGACUUCAGAUUUAUUUCUGAGUCCAAAAUAAUUUGUGCUAUCCAGGGUACAUAACUCUGGGUUAAUUAAGUACAGGGUAUAGAUUCCCUCUUCAGGUCUAAACAGGAAUUUUUACUCUAGGGAAAAGUGGGAAGAGCUCAAAAGUAGUUAACAAGGAAGGUAAUUUAUUUUUCUUUUAUUUAAAAGAAGAAAAUUCCUUCUAUGACUACAGGUCUCUGAGAAAUUAUCUUUCAAAAGAGAUUUCAUUGCUCAUAUGAGUGUUGUGGCCUAUUGAUAAAAACAAUUUUGUUCACUUUCUUGUCUUGAAAAAAAGUGGCCUUAGCUUUUUGCAAUACUUGAAUAAAGUGUGUACUCGCACAGCAUUAGAGACUCAUAACUUUUCUGCAAGAAGUUCAAACUCACAUCUUCUUUUACUACCUUAAGAAUACUAGUGAAUAAAACAUUAAUUCAAAGAGCAAAUGAUAGAAACUACAAUGAUGUUUAAUGCAAAUUGUAGGAAUUUACAUGUUUACAAAUCAUCUUAAAACUGGUUGUGCAGCAAUUCAAUAAAAUAUCUUUGUAUUAUAAAAAUGUGAAGAAAAAAAAUGUAAACUGAUGUAAAGGAGGUACUGUCAUUUUAAUUAACCUAUGUUUAAUAGCUUUUCCUUCCGGACUUUGCAAAGCCUUCUAGGUAAAUAUAUUGCAAAGCGUUCUCUGGGAGGCCCGGCCUCCGUGUGUGUACUGUAUUGUGCAGACAUGAAAAAAUGAAACCCGUUUACUGUGUAUGUGUAAAUAGCCUGGUCAUCAGGCCAUUUUCAGCCAAUAGUCACAUCCAGUGCAACUUUGCACAGAAGACUUAGGGUGUGGUUUGUAAGUAUGAUUUGUAAAAUAACUGGGAUGAAUUCCCAUGUAUACCUGUGUAAAUAGAUUUGUUAACUGAAAUGUACUUUAAGAAAAGAUAAAACCUGUAAAUAAACUGAUUUAUAAGUUAA
This is a messenger RNA of Talpa occidentalis (Iberian mole), 13270 nucleotides long. It is a transcript of the gene CEP350, whose product is annotated as centrosomal protein 350. Gene Ontology annotation, biological process: microtubule anchoring. Gene Ontology annotation, cellular component: centrosome. Lineage: Eukaryota; Metazoa; Chordata; Mammalia; Eulipotyphla; Talpidae. Gene Ontology annotation, molecular function: microtubule binding. The transcript is spliced from 38 exons. The coding region runs from base 258 to 9581 and encodes 3107 amino acids. The record is from RefSeq and is a predicted model, not a curated record.